GUACGCUAGAAUACGGUCGUCAAUAUGCCGCACUCGGUUCUUAUCGGUUUUGCUGUGCUUGUAAUCUGCCACACAUCCCAAGCUGGUUACACAAAAUUCCCUGAUGGCUUCACAUUCGGUGUCGCUACAGCUGCUCAUCAGAUUGAGGGCGCUUGGAAUGUUAGCGGCAAAUCCGAAAAUGUGUGGGACCGCCUUUCCCACACUCGGCCCGAAAUGAUCGCCGACGGUACCAACGGCGACAUUGCGUGCGACUCCUACAAUCGGUACCGGGAGGAUGUGGAAGAGCUCGCCUACAUGGGGGUGGACUUUUACCGUUUCUCGUUCUCCUGGGCCCGAAUCCUGCCCAGCGGUCGCGUGGACUUCGUCAACCCCGACGGAAUACGCUACUAUCACGAUUUACUGGACGCUUUAGCCGAGAAGAACAUUGAACCUCUGGUUACACUUUUCCACUGGGACUUGCCACAAACUCUCCAGGACUUGGGAGGGUGGGCGAACCCAAAAAUGGUCGACUAUUUCCGUGACUACGCCGACCUGUGCUUCAAAGAAUUCGGAAGGAAAAUCAAAUCUUGGAUCACAUUCAACGAACCGUACGAAAUUUGCGAAGACGCCUACGGUGAUGAGAAGAAAGCACCAGCUAUCGACAGCCACGGCGUUGGCAACUAUUUGUGCAGUGACACCCUCCUAAAGGCGCACGCUGAGGCUUACCAUCUCUACAAUGAAACUUAUCGGCCUACUCAAAAUGGCAGGAUAAUGAUUUCCAUCAACUCCAUCUGGUAUGAGCCCAGCGACACUAAUAACGCCGAACAAGUGACAUUAGCUGAAGUCGCCAAUCAGUUCAAGUUUGGCUGGUUCGCUCAUCCGAUCUUCACGGAGGAAGGUGGCUAUCCUUCCGUCAUGGUUGAGAACGUGGCACAGCAGAGCGCUGCCGAAGGUCUCCCCAAGUCACGCUUGGAACAAUUCGACCAGUACUGGAUCGACAGAAUCAAGGGCACCUCCGACUUCCUGGGCAUCAACCACUACACCACCCACUUGAUCACCGGCGCCGGUGUGGACCCUAUUGCUAAAUCACCGUCAUGGCUUAAGGACAUCGGAGCCGUAACUACAAUGAAUGUCGGUGGCGAAUCCGCUUCGGAGUGGCUGAGGGUGGUGCCUACAGGGUUUGCCAACUUGCUGCGCUGGUGCAAGAGCUCAUACAACGAUCCACCUAUUUACAUCACCGAAAACGGCUUCUCCGACCGCGGUACUCUGCAAGACUAUGGACGCAUCAGUUAUUUUAAUGACUACCUGAGCGAAAUACUCAAUGUGAUCUAUGAUGACAACGUAAAGGUGCUCGGUUAUACGGCGUGGACGCUGAUGGACAACUUUGAAUGGAGAGCUGGCUUCUCUGAGCGUUUUGGUUUCUACUUUGUCGACAUUACACAACCAGACAGGCCUAGGACUCCGAAACUGUCUGUGGAAUAUUUCCGUCAGUUGCUGGCCACGCGCGAGCUGCCGCAAGACGAACGGUUUAAAGAUCCUUCUAUGAGGCGCCUGUGAAUAAGGAAUGGCAUGACACUUGCUUUGUAAAUACUAAGCUGGCACCUAAGAUCUAUAGCUUAAUACCAAAAUGUGUGCG
This is a messenger RNA of Chilo suppressalis (striped riceborer), 1615 nucleotides long. The record is from the annotation of a GenBank genome assembly. NCBI's taxonomy places the organism in Eukaryota, Metazoa, Arthropoda, Insecta, Lepidoptera, Crambidae.